AUCUAGUCUUCACUUCUUUUUCAUUAAGGAGUCUUUCGUAUGACCAAAGAGCCACUUCCAAUUUCAAGGAUAAUAAAUCGAAAAAAAACUAGGGUUUCACAGAUCGUGAUGAAGAAGAGACAAGUGGUAAUAAAGCAAAGAUCAAGGAACUCCAACGCGUCGUCGUCUUGGACUACUACUUCUUCAUCGGCGACUGGUAACAUCCGUUACGUGGAGUGUCAGAAGAAUCACGCUGCUAACAUCGGAGGUUAUGCAGUCGACGGUUGCCGUGAGUUUAUGGCCGCCGGCGAAGAAGGAACCGUUGAUGCUUUGAGCUGCGCCGCUUGUGGUUGUCACCGGAGUUUUCACCGGAAGGAAGUGAAUAUGGAGGUUGUUUGUGAGUACUCUCCACCUAAUGCUUGAUUUUUCCAUGAUUCAACCUUUUUUUUAUAAUCUUUCUGUGAUUUGGAUUUUAUCGAUUGAAUUUUAAAGGUGAAGUGAUAUAUUUGUAUAUGGUUAUUGAUGUGUAUAUCAACAGCUCAAAAACUGCCGGUCUUGUAUUUAAUUUUUAAAGUAUUGUAUAUAAUUCUGUCUGUGAUGUAAACAA
This is a messenger RNA of Raphanus sativus (radish), 586 nucleotides long. RefSeq names its product mini zinc finger protein 1. The coding region runs from base 40 to 402 and encodes 120 amino acids. The record is from RefSeq and is a predicted model, not a curated record. NCBI's taxonomy places the organism in Eukaryota, Viridiplantae, Streptophyta, Magnoliopsida, Brassicales, Brassicaceae. Gene Ontology annotation, biological process: regulation of DNA-templated transcription; regulation of developmental process. Gene Ontology annotation, molecular function: DNA-binding transcription factor activity; transcription cis-regulatory region binding. The transcript has a single exon. Gene Ontology annotation, cellular component: nucleus.